UUCGGGCUUGUUCAAAAUUUGACCACUUCUCGACCCAAAACCAACCCGAUUUGCAGCCCUAGUAGUCUAGCAGCACAAUUGGCCAUCGGUAGUGGUACGCGGAUUUAAACAAUAAGAGCUCACUAAUCGCCAUUUGUUCGCGCAAUUUCCCGAAACCCGAACUGGAACUCACAAUUAGAGAGAGACAUUGAAGUAUUUUGUGAAUUGUGUGAUUCAAGGUGGAAUCAGAAAGCGUGAAGCAAGGAGAUGGUGAACAAGGCAUGGAAGAUAAUCCCGCGGCCAUUGCUAGAGACUGUUCUCAACAAUCAUGCUCAGCACCACCGUGUCCCGCAACCUCUCAUUCUCCACGGACCAAGGGGCGUCGGAAAAACUUCUCUUAUCCUCCACCGUCUCCUAGACGAUUGGAAUAAAGGACCCCAUGUAACCGGCUACGUCGAUUUCGGCCUUGCAGUGGAAGAUCAGAACCACAGCAAUCAGACCUCUCCAUGGGCUUCAUGGUCCACUUGUUCACCUCCCACCCUUCCCUCCCUCCGUUCCCAGCUCGAGAGAUGCCUUGAAUCAAUGGUCCAAAAGGGCGUUCGCCUCGGCUCCAUCGGUUCUCAACAAGUCUUCUCCACCCUCAACAAAUGGCAUGGACUCAACACCGCCCUCCGCCGCAUUCUCCAAAACAACACCAGUUAUUCCUCCACUGCUAUCACCGUCGCCAAUGACAAGGUUCCUACUUCUGUAUUAUGGUCCAGGGCGAUAUUUGCACUAUCUGCUCGAUCAAAGACCGAUGAGAUUGACUCACUACUGGGGUUACACGAGAAAGGUAAGCUUGUUACUCUCGAAGAAGCCUCCUACUUCAGGGAAGCAAUGCUGUCCCUGCGGUUGGCAAAAGAGGUGCUUGAGGUGCAGCAGGGCUGGCGAGCUAAGGCAAUUGCUCACUUAAAUAGAACUGGUGGGUUUUCGAGGUCCCUUGCAAAUUCGGCUACUGAUUGGCCGUGCUUAUUGUUGGAACUUUUGUCGGCCUCCGCUGAGAUCGAUUACUUUCAGCCAAAGCUGGUCCUAAACAAUAUUGAUCUUCUUCGCAAUGCAAUUUUAACGGAUGAGUCAACAGUCUCUGCCUCAAUGUAUCAUGACAGUCUUAUUUACAGAUUAAUAGCAUUGGGUGUCAAUGAGAGGUGCCUGCCCGUUAUACUUAUAACAUCUGAUAGCUACUAUUCAUACCGAGCCUAUAUGGACUUUGGGUUUCCAGAUAUAUUCAUCUCCCGAGAGACAUUUGGAUGGACUCCUCAAGAGGCUAAAAUGCACAUGGUUGCUGAUUACUUCACAGCAUCUGAGUGGGUACUGAUUGCUGAAGUGCUAGGGCCAAAUCCAAGACACCUCUCUGAGCUUUAUGCACUUAAGCAAAGUAGUUAUUACAACGAAGGAACUUUUGAGGACAUUAUAGAUGCAUAUUUGGCAUUUUUGCAAGURACUGUAGUCAAUCCUGCCAUGGAAUCAGCAUUGUCCAUUUUGCAACAGUUUGCCAUUGAUGCAUGCAAUGGAAAGAUUUCAAAAGAUCGACUGCGCUUUGGUGCUCCAUGGAGGCAUCCCCCGCAUACGGACAAUCCUACUAUGCUUUUAGAAUGGGCAAAGCUUCAACUAACUGAUUUCGUUCAAUCUUUUGUUAAGGCUGAAUUUGGGGUUAACUAUCUAGCUGAUUGUAGCCUUGAGAUCCUGGAUGAUCCUUCUGCGACGGCAAUGAUGGAGGUUGGUUUACUAUAUGCACAACGGGAUCCAUCCUUCAUUCGCCCUGUCUCUCGAGGUAUUCAGAGGUGCCUUGUUAGAUGGCUUGUCCAGGAAAAGAUGAAGAUGGCCUUUGUCCAGUCCCUCCGGUAUUUGUGGCAGAGACUUGUGCGUGGCCGCAGCUAUCGCCAUUUGAUGAAGGAAGCAGGCUAUAAGUAGACUAGUAAAGUUUGUAAAACCACGUGUACAUGAUUGUUUCGUUUGCCUUCACCCUCUAGUUAAUCUCAUUUUGCCAACCAUAAUGAAUUUUGUUUGACUGAUCUGCUUAGUUUUACUUGUGGACUUAAUCUACUCUUUAAUAACUAUUAAUUUUGAACUUAUGUUUUGCAAAAUUGUAUGAAUAACCUUUCAGGCUAGUUGUGGCUAAGGCAUAUGCAUGUUGUACUGGUGUAUAUCUUUCCAUUGCUAUCACUUCAGGGCACAGGCAGUGGUGGAAUCUGCUAAAAUGGAGACUCCAGCAAUUGAUAUAUUGCCAUGAGGAAAGCAAGUCCUGAUGUUAAUAUGCAUGUGGACCAAACAUGAAGCACCUUUUUAAAUGUUAUCAAGCACCGUCUUGCUGAAGAUGAUUAUUUUGGUCUAUCAGUGUAAAAAUGGGAGUUUUAGUUCAAGAAAAUGAAAAAAAUGGGUGCUUGUUUAUUGUUCCAGAGGAUGAAGUCCGGUCAGUAAACAAAUUAUUGAAAUUAGUAAGACCGCUUUUUAGGUCUCCUUUAGCAUGAAUUGUUUUUUUUUUUCCUUGACAACUGUAACGUCUCCCAAGAGCUUGUCAAAUACAGUCAACUAUCAAAGGAGGGAUGUGAUGCCCUGGAUCCUCUUAAGGAUGCAGUAUCACAGUGUAUGCUGAGCAUUUGCAUAUCAAAUGUCUGGAGUUGACAUUUCAUCUCACUGUUUGUUAGUAUUUAGUCAUUGCAUUUUGGCUUCU
This is a messenger RNA of Nelumbo nucifera (sacred lotus), 2689 nucleotides long. RefSeq lists its product as uncharacterized. NCBI's taxonomy places the organism in Eukaryota, Viridiplantae, Streptophyta, Magnoliopsida, Proteales, Nelumbonaceae. The record is from RefSeq and is a predicted model, not a curated record.